CCAUCUCCCGCCUCUCUGGACGAGGCUGCUGCCUCCUCCCCGCCGUGAGCUUAUUCAACAUGUCGGGUCCGAGAUGGAAGAAGGGCAAAGAUGGCAAGGACUUCUCAGCUCUAGCAGCAGCUAGCCCCAUGUCAAGCAUUGUUACCGACCUCCAGUCUUCGCUGAAACGCUGUAGAUCCGUGGCAACUAUAUCUAGCCACGGUGAGGACGCGAUUCUUGGAGUGAGCCCACAUCAAGCUAUCCUUCUGAACCAAGCUGCCUUUGGCCGGUUUGUGGAAAAUGCCGGAGCAGAGAAACAGUGGUUCCAGCUGGGCGCCGAGGAGGUCUUGUACCUUUGCCAUGCUUUGAAGUGCGUUGUGGUUGAGUCGGAGAGGGGGGAGCAGAUGAGUGAAGGGGAGCUGUGGGAUCUCUUGUGCUCCGCAUCGGACUCGUUUCCUGAGAUGUACAAGGCAUACUCACAUCUCAGAUCGAAGAACUGGGUAGUGCGGUCAGGUUUGCAGUAUGGUGCAGAUUUUGUAGCUUACCGUCAUCACCCAGCGCUAGUCCACUCAGAGUUUGCCGUGGUUGUGGUUCCGGAAGGAGCGCAGUUUGGCGGUAGGUGUCGCCGCCUGAAGGUGUGGUCCGAUCUACUGUGUGCACUCCGAGCUUCUGGCAGUGUGGCCAAGACACUGCUGGUUCUGACCAUCUCCUGCAGUAUCUGUGAACUGGGGUCGCCAUAUUGUUUGGAGCAGCUGGUUGUUCAUGAGAGGACGAUUACAAGGUGGAUAGCGCAGCAGUGCCGAGAGCAGAGAUGUGAACCGUGCAGAGUACAACCAAAUAAGGAAGAACAAGGUCACACAAGAGAAACUGUAGUCUCAAACUAUUGGGGUGUAAUACUAGGCUUCACGGUUCUUUCUACCCUACUUGUAUACAAGCUGAGAUUCUCCCAAUAAAGCUUAAUAUUUCUCAGUACUUCUGUUGGUUCUGGUACUCUUGUGAGUCUUGUUAGAUUUCUAACAAUAGUCCAUACAAGUAUUUGACAUUCAUAUUAUGAUAUGGGGUUAAAUCUUCUAUAGAUCUUAAAGACAGCUCCGACGAGGCAUUUAUGUACUUCAAGUAAUACAGCACUGGAAACUUCAGCCUCCUAAUGGCCACCAUACUCUAGCCUAUUGAAGAAAAGAGGUACAAUGGACACAUUUUCUUCAAAUAUUGUUUUCCCUAUAUACUUCCAGUGUUCAGUACUUCAAUACAUUCAGGUCUUCAGUCUACAUCUUGUAGCAUCAGUCAUACAAAAGGACUGAACAGACUAUUUCCAUAGUAAAGCAAGUAUGAUCAUAGAC
Molecule: messenger RNA, 1319 nt
Organism: Lolium rigidum
Lineage: Eukaryota; Viridiplantae; Streptophyta; Magnoliopsida; Poales; Poaceae
Product: probable tRNA-splicing endonuclease subunit Sen2
Exons: 2
Coding region: 60-932 (290 amino acids)
Biological process (GO): tRNA splicing, via endonucleolytic cleavage and ligation; tRNA-type intron splice site recognition and cleavage
Cellular component (GO): tRNA-intron endonuclease complex
Molecular function (GO): tRNA-intron lyase activity; nucleic acid binding
Source: RefSeq, a predicted model, not a curated record